AUGAAAGACCUCGCCUUGUUGGCCAGCAUUUUGCUGGUCUCCGCCAGCCCCUUCCUGGUCAACGCCGAUAUCAAUCUUCCUCUGACGACGACCGAGGCCUCGGCUUCCCACCACUCAGCCACGGCUUCUGCUCCCACCGACCUCUUCGAGAAAAACGACCCGAUCCUCAGCAGGCUGGGGAUCAAGACUCGCCCUCUCGCCACAGCGGAGUUGCCCCGACCGAAGGCCUCCUCUGAGGCGUCUAAGCGGAGCGUGGAGAUGGCCGUGGACGCCGACUUCUGUACAGAGGAAACGUGCCCGAAGAAGCUGAAGAACAGCCUGACGGCACUGCCGCUCACCAAGACCAUCGAGCCCAGGCAGGAGGCGACGCCCACGACAACGACGACUACUGUUCAGCCGCGCCGCAGUCGAUGCUUCCCCAAAGACGAUACGACCACUUCCAGCACCUCCUCCAGCAUAUUAUCGACUACGUCCUCCACCACUCCGCCAACCACUUCGUCCACCACUCCGUCCACUACUUCAUCCACCGCUUCUUCCACUACUUCGUCCACCACAUCUUCCACCACUUCGUCUCCUACGUUGUCCACCACUUCGUCCAUCACUCCGUCCACCACAACUUCCAUCACUCCGCCCACUACUUCGUCUACUACUUCGUCCACUACUUCGUCCAGCACCGGCGUCGUCACAUUCACGGUCACCAUCACGCCGACUGUCUCAUCCAAUACCACCACCUCAGCCGCCACAACUACUUCUAGCUCGACCUCUAGCUCCAGCUCAGAUUCAACCACCCCUCCUAGCACUACCACCACUACCACCGCUACCACCACCUCCACCACUUUCACUACCCCCUCUUCCUCUUCCUCUUCCUCCUCCUCCUCCUCCUCCUCCUCCUCCUCCUCCUCCUCUUCUUCUUCUUCUUCUUCAUCUUCUUCUUCUUCUUCAUCUUCUUCAUCGUCCUCCUCCUCGUCUGCAAUCGACGGCAUCGUCACGGUCACCGUGACUGCGGACCCGGGCUACACCCCAACAUACGUCAUGGACCCAUUCCCAACGACCUUCCUCAAGGUCCGAGGCGUCAACGCGGUCCCCCCAAGAUAA
This is a messenger RNA of Colletotrichum orchidophilum, 1095 nucleotides long. RefSeq lists its product as uncharacterized. The transcript has a single exon. Lineage: Eukaryota; Fungi; Ascomycota; Sordariomycetes; Glomerellales; Glomerellaceae. The record is from RefSeq and is a predicted model, not a curated record. The coding region runs from base 1 to 1095 and encodes 364 amino acids.